CGAUGGCUGCUGGGGGAGAGACGGCCCAUCAGCUGGUGGACCAGAUGGCGGGGCCGUUCGAGGAGGUGGCCGUCUACUUCUCCCGCCAGGAGUGGGCAGAGCUGGCGGGCUGGCAGCGGCGGCUCUACCGGGAGGUGAUGCUGGACACCUACGGAAUGCUCGCCUCGCUGGGUUGCGCUGCCAUCAAGCCUGAGAUCAUCUGCAGGCUGGAGCGAGGAGAGACGCCGUACUUGCCAGACCCUCCCGGGGCACAGAAAAGGCACCGCAGCCCUGUGCCAGGCGGGUCCCAGGCAUCCAUUGUGGCUGUGUGGAGUUCCUCCAGCAGGGGUUUGGGGGUCUCUUCCCAAGAUGAACCAAGCAGGAGCUCGGAAGGCCCAGAAGAGCACCCUCACCCUCCUCUUGGCCUGGCCCCCCAGCCGCUGGAGAAGACCCCCCUCACAUGCCCUGAAAGCAAUAAGAGCUUCAGGAGCCAGAGUGCCGCCCACAAGAAGAUCCACACGGGUGAGCGCCCCUUCACCUGCACCGACUGCAGUAAGAGCUUCAGCUGGAAGAUCGACCUCAUCAGACACCAGCGCAUCCACACAGGCGAGCGCCCAUUUCACUGUGCUGACUGUGGAAAGAGCUUCCGACUGAAGCAACUCCUGAUCAUCCACCAGCACACCCACACUGGUGAGCGCCCCUUCAUCUGCAUGGAGUGUGGCAAGAGCUUCAGCUGGAAGCAACACCUGACCAAGCACCAGCGCAUCCACACAAAUGAGCGUCCCUUCUCCUGUACCAGCUGUGGCAAGAGCUUCAAAGACAAGAGCAACCGGACCAAACACCAGCGCAUCCACACUGGUGAGCGCCCCUUCAUCUGCAUGGAGUGUGGCAAGAGCUUCACCCAGAAGAACAACCUCAUCAGACACCACCGCAUCCACACAGGUGAGCGCCCGUUCACCUGCACCGAGUGCAACAAGAGCUUCAGAGAGAAUAGCGCGCUCAUAGCCCACCAACGCAUCCACAGUGGUGAGAAGCCGCACAACUGUGAGGUGUGCAACAAGACUUUCAGGCAGAAAUUUGACCUGAAGAGACACCAGCGGGUCCACACGGGAGAGUGCCCCUUCACCUGCACCGACUGCGGCAAGAGCUUCAGCCAGAAGAGCUCCCUGAUCAGGCACCAGCGCAUCCACACGGGUGAGCGCCCCUUCACCUGUGCUGACUGCGGCAAGAGCUUCAGCCAGAAGAGCAGCCUGAGCAAGCACCAGCCCGUCCACACUGGCGAGCGCCCCUUUGCCUGCAGCCACUGUAACCACUGCUUCAGCCAGAAGCAACACCUGGUCACCCACCAACGCAUCCACACUGGAGAGCGUGCCUUUGCCUGCACGAGCUGUGGCGAGACCUUCGCCCAGAAGAGCUCUCUCAUCAAGCACCAGCGCAUCCACACCAGAGCAUCCGGCUUUGCCUGUGCCGAGUGCAGCAAGAGCUUCAGCCACAAGGGCAACCUCCUCAGACACCAGCACAUCCACACAGGCAACCGCCCCUUCGCCUGUGCUGACUGCAACAAGAGCUUCAGUGAGAAGGGCGCCCUGAUCAGACACCAGCACACCCACAGCAGAGAGCGCCCCUUUGCCUGCACUGACUGCAACAAGAGCUUCAGAGAGAAGGGCAACCUCAUCAGACACCAGCACACCCACAGGAGUGAGCGCCCCUUUGCCUGUACCGACUGCAACAAGAGCUUCAGAGAGAAGAGCGCCCUGACCAGACACCAGCAAAUCCACACCAGCGAGCGCCCCUUUGCCUGCACUGAUUGCGGCAAAAGCUUCAGCUGGAAGGACUCCCUGACCAAGCACCAGCGCAUCCAUACAGGCGAGCGCCCCUUUGCCUGCACUGACUGCAGCAAGAGCUUCAGCUGGAAGGGUGCCCUGAUCAGCCACCGGCGCACCCACACCGGUGAGCGGCCCUUCACCUGCACCAGCUGUGGCAAGAGCUUCAGCUGGAAGCGCGCCCUGACCGUUCAUCAGCGCAGCCACACCGGUGAACGUCCCUUUGCCUGCUCAGAGUGCAACAAGAGCUUCAUUUGCAAGGGCGACCUCAUCAUUCAUCAGCGCAUCCACACGGGUGAGCGCCCCUUCACCUGCGCUGACUGCAGUAAGAGCUUCAGCCAGAAGAGCUACCUGACCAGGCACCAGCGCAUCCACACCGGUGAGCGUCCCUUUGCCUGCACCACCUGUGGCAAGAGCUUCAGCCAGAAGGGCGACCUGACCAUUCACCAGCGCAUCCACACCGGCGAGCGCCCCUUUGCCUGUGGCCACUGUGACCUCCGCUUCAGAUGGAAGAAAUCCUUGGUCACUCACCAGCGUCUCCACACUAGCGAGAAGCCCUAGAAAUGUGGUAUGCCAAGACCUAUAGGCAGAAGCAGAACCUGAAUAAUCAACACUGGGUGCAGUGGGACCUGUGGGCAGCUGUAGGGCGAUGACAGGAUGGGGGUUGUCCUUCUCAGGACUGAAAAGUGAUGGUGAACUCACCGGGCACUGGAGAGAAUCAUAGAAUCACCAGAUUGGGAAAGACCUCUUGGUGAUUGAGUUUAGUCAUUCGUAUUGUCCCCAGGCUCUGGGCAGGAGAUCCAUGUGGAGAUCCCUGGAUCGAUGUCCCUGCUGGGAAAAGCAGUGGGGAUGGAGGGGGAAAGGUGGACUGCGGGCAUGGGUGGGGAAUGGCCAGGGUUUGGCUGGCAAGAGAAGCCGGGCCAAGAGUGAGUGGGCUCUGUCUGGUGUCAUUUUUCUGACACAGGAAAACAAAGAGGACGGGAUGGCAUGGCAUGGCAUAAGCUUUUUCAGUGGGAAGGGACCUGCAAGGCUCUGCCGGUCCAGCUGCCUGAGGACUUCAGGGCUGAGCAGCAGCUAAAGCACGGGAUUACAGCAUCCGCCAAAGGAAGGCAGGCCAGCUGCCUGGGUCCCUCCCCAGGAGGAUUGUUCUUCUAAUUGCAAAGCAAGUGGUCGAUAGGCACUUCUCCCCUUGGAGCCAUGGACUGACUUUAACCCCCUAUCACACACUGCUCCUUCCAUUCACGCCAGCAUCUUAACUUCUUCGCAGCCCCGUGGCACACUUCUCGGCACCUUGUUGUGCCAGUAUGCGUAUUUGUGCUCUGGGAUCUAAUAAAAUCGUUA
Molecule: messenger RNA, 3143 nt
Organism: Cuculus canorus (common cuckoo)
Lineage: Eukaryota; Metazoa; Chordata; Aves; Cuculiformes; Cuculidae
Product: oocyte zinc finger protein XlCOF6-like
Exons: 4
Coding region: 3-2363 (786 amino acids)
Biological process (GO): negative regulation of transcription by RNA polymerase II
Molecular function (GO): DNA-binding transcription repressor activity, RNA polymerase II-specific
Source: RefSeq, a predicted model, not a curated record